CGGUCCUCGGCCUGCCUCCCUCCCGCCCUCCCUCUGCUCUCUGCCCGCAGUCAGACGCAUCUGGACUCGGGGCACUUCUUCUGGUUUCUGGGGCACUUCUUUGCGCAGUUCACGCUCCAACCCGUGCGCUGUUUGCGCGUCAAAGGAGCAACUCCCACCGCUGGAAGCUCCACGGAGGAGUUGCUGGAAUACUUUGGGAAUAUUUCUGGGAAUUUAAAGGACGCAGAGCAAACAGGAGAUAUUUUUUUUUUUGGGAACGUAUGGAGUGAUUUUUACGCACGGGUCGGAGCUGAGGGUCUCUGUUUGGUUAGUCUGAGGUGGGCAGAGAGGGGGGAGCUAAAUGCGGCUGACUGGCGACCCUGCACCGGCAACCAUGAACAGCAGCAGCAGCGGGUCGGGCAACUUUCUGCUGGUGCCGAUACCGGAGUAUCCCCUGCUGGACUGCGUGCCCAACAAGACGGUGAAGAUUGUGGUGCUGGGGGCGAGCAACGUCGGGAAAACCGCGCUGAUCGUCAGGUUUCUAACCAAGAGGUUCAUCGGGGAUUAUGAAGCCAACACUGGAGCGCUCUACUCCCGAAAGGUCACGCUGGAUGGGGAGGAAGUAUCACUUCAGAUCCAGGAUACUCCCUGUGUCGCUCUCCAGGAUGACGCCGAGGGCCUGUACUGCCAGGAGCAGAUCAACAGGUCAAUCUACUGGGCAGACGGUUACGUUCUGGUCUUCUCCAUCACGGACCACAACAGCUACCGCACCAUCCAGCCGCUGUACCAGCACGUCAGGCGCAUCCACCCCUCUGGAAAUAUACCUGUUAUACUGGUUGGCAACAAGAGCGACCUGCUCAGAGCCCGACAAGUGCCGGCAGACGAGGGCGAGACGCUAGCAGCUUCAUUAGGUGAUCCGGGCUCUGGGAGGAGGGAACGGGGAGAAAAGAAGAGGAGGCCUCCACCUGGCCAGACCCAAAUCUCCCAACAUGCAGGAGCUGAAGAGGAGGUUCAGGCAGGUCCUCUCCUCUAAAGUCAAGUCGGCCACAACUCUCUGAUGGCAGGAUUGGACCAAAAACAACAGACAUGUGUCAGAAAUAAGAGCUUUCAUGGAAAUAGUCCUUCUUUGAUGGAAGGCUGAAGAAUAAUGGCAAGAGGCCUUGAUUUAUAAGACUUCUAAGUUUGGGAAUUCAAGCCGUUAAUGGGACGAUCACAAGCAUUCGUCAAGCGAUGGAUGGAUAAAGCCUGAACGGAGCUUCCUGACAGUUGAGUUCUGUUUUUUUGGACGGAGCUCAUGGUCAACACGACCUCUUCCCGGGCUCCAGUACAGUUUGUGUUGUGCCAGAAACUUUCGACAACUCGCAUCUCAGUUUUCUUGAGGCUGAAAAGUCAAACUGACGAGACAAUUUCACGUCUUGUCCUGUCAUUUAACACGUUUUACCCUCUGUUACAGUUUCUUAUAUGUUUUAAUGAGAUCUUUUGGUGUCUUUUUUUUUAUUUGGUUCAAGGUAGGAAGGAAUCCUUCUUUUUUUAAAAACUUUGCUGAUACCAAAUAAAUGAAGCUGCAAGUCUCCGUCCUGUCUGCAGUCUUGUUAAGAAAGUGGUCGGGAACCAAAAACAGGAAAUGACCCCAGAAAACACGAAGACGAGAUGCUGACAAGGGAAGCCAAGACAACAGUAAGCGAGGACAAACUCCUGAUACCCGAUAUACGAUGGGUGCCAAUAAAAUGCAAACAUUUCAUUUUGACAUUUGACUUUACUAUAAUUAAAAUGUAGAAUUUAAAAUACAAUUUUUAAUUUUUAGAUUUGAACUAUUUUCCUGGAUAGACAAUGGACAGGAGGAGUCAACAUUCAUGCUCCCUCUCAGAGUCUGACGGAGCCCAUAGAUCCAUUUAGAAAUCACAGAAAAGACUCAUUGAACUAAUUGGGCAUACAAGUACAACAACAUUUAAAACAUUUUUUGGAAUCACAUCUUAUCAGGACUUUACUCUCAGCACUUUAAUUUUUGUUUAACGUAUGUGCUACUAGUCGUCUCAACUCGACUAGUACUCCAAGACCUGGGCAGCCACGUUCAGCUGUUUAUUCACGUUGUAUCAACACUCGAGUCCAUUAAGACUUUGCUAAAGUUACAGGGGCUUUACUUAGAUUUGCUUUAAACCCCCAAAUCCAUCGCCAAAAUGUCAAAUCUGCCAAAGUGACAGGCUGCCAAAACUCUGUCCAACUCUCAUUUACAAGCCAUAGUUUGCUGUAAAUGCGACUUUACCCCCCAACAGUCCAAACUAAAGGUGUUAGAGCAGCUUUAAUGACGUGCAGUCUGCAGAGCAAUUCACUUCUAUUGUUUUUGAAUAAAGCUUUUAGUCCUCAUGGGAGUUAAUGUCGCUUCAGAGGCUUUUUCUACACACUGCUGAGCUCGGGCAGUUUGCAGGGAAAACUGUUAAUGAUGCAGCUGUAAAAUACAGAUUAUCUGUAAAGGGAAGUUGGGAAGUUUUCUGCCGUUCUCAUGACCUCUCAUUGAAGACAAAUUCCUCAGUAUCUGGAAUUUCUUUCUUGGUCACUGAACUGCCACUUUAACCCUUUUAAACACACACACACACACACACACACACACACACACACACAC
Molecule: messenger RNA, 2599 nt
Organism: Larimichthys crocea (large yellow croaker)
Lineage: Eukaryota; Metazoa; Chordata; Actinopteri; Sciaenidae
Gene: rasl11a
Product: RAS-like, family 11, member A
Exons: 7
Coding region: 341-1012 (223 amino acids)
Molecular function (GO): GTP binding; GTPase activity
Source: RefSeq, a predicted model, not a curated record